Plodia interpunctella (Indianmeal moth) is the source of this 1485-nucleotide messenger RNA. It is a transcript of the gene PTPMT1, whose product is annotated as Protein tyrosine phosphatase, mitochondrial 1. Gene Ontology annotation, molecular function: phosphatidylglycerophosphatase activity; protein tyrosine/serine/threonine phosphatase activity; phosphatidylinositol-4,5-bisphosphate 5-phosphatase activity. Bases 118 to 711 code for a protein of 197 amino acids. The transcript is spliced from 6 exons. Lineage: Eukaryota; Metazoa; Arthropoda; Insecta; Lepidoptera; Pyralidae. The record is from RefSeq and is a predicted model, not a curated record. Gene Ontology annotation, biological process: protein dephosphorylation.
CGAAUGUCAAAUCUGUUAAAUAUCGUCAAGUGGGAGGAUUUGAAGAUCGUCCAUUGAUAUUUGAUUUAAAACCAGAAAAUUAUUCAUCAAUCCCCACCACGGAGACCAGCUUUCACCAUGGCCACAGCAAUGAUCGCGCGAGUCUCCUUUUACCCUACGCUGCUUUAUAAUGUGGUGAUGGAGAAGAUCACCAGCCGUCGCUGGUACGAUCGGAUGGAUGAUACAGUCGUUCUAGGAGCACUUCCGUUCCAAAGUAUGACCAAACAGUUGAAAGAUGAGGAGAACUUGAAAGGGGUUGUAUCAAUGAAUGAGACAUACGAAUUGAAGAUCUUCUCCAAUGAUGCUGAAAAAUGGCGCGAUCAAGGCAUUGAGUUUUUACAGCUGGCGACCACAGACAUCUUCGAGUCUCCGGACCAGGACAAACUUUAUGAAGGUGUCAAAUUCAUCAAUAGGUUCCUGCCGGUGGGCGGCAAGAUAGCGGGAGUGCCGACGGACGGCGUGCAGGUGAACAGCGGGACCGUGUACGUGCACUGCAAGGCGGGGCGCACGCGCAGCGCCACGCUCGUCGGCUGCUACCUCAUGCUGAGAAACGGCUGGUCCCCCAACGAAGCAGUAGAGUACAUGCGCAGCAGACGUCCGCACAUACUGCUCCACACAAAGCAAUGGGAAGCGCUCGAUAUAUUCCACAGGAGACACGUACUGUCGUCCUAGUAAUAAUUUAGAUAUAUGCAUGUAGAUGUUGUAAGAUUCAGGGUAUAUGAAUGAUUCGUAAGUACAAUUUAUAAUUUUUAUGUGAACCAAAUAUUUUCCGCGGCAAAAGGUACUCUCUCUAUACACACAUAUACACCACACAUACAACUUUUUUAUUUGUUCCGUUUGGACGUGAAAGAAGAACAAACAAUCACACUUUCACAUUUAUAAUAACUAGUUGUUCGCCGCGAACAUAUUAAAUUGUUGAUGAGUUUUUACGAAAUUGUGAAUAUUUCAAAAACAACGUAACAGAUUAUGUUGCCUCACGAGAUUAUGUUGCCUCAUGAACUUAAAAAUUCUAUUGACAGAUCCUACAUAGCUUUUAAAUUUCAUCAAAAUCAGACCAACGAACGGUUCGAAAUUUAUCGCGUUACAAACGUACAUACAAAAGAUGUAUUUUUGUACCAAGUUGAUUUGUAGAACUCGCACGCUUCGCUCGCUCUGUGAAUUAUAAGUUUGGAAGAAUUAAUUAAUAGAUAUAAAUUAUUUGCUAGAUAGUAUCAUGAAUGUAAGUAAAGAACUUUUCUAUUUGAACUGUUAUAGUAUAUUUGUAUAUCAAUUAUAAUUAUUAAAAUUACAAGGUACAACAGCGGACUGAUCUCAAUAGUCUGUUGAACAAAAUAUAAUAACUAUUUUCGCGGUUAUGAUUUAUUAUGAUUGAUUUUAUAGCACAAGUUCUUGUAAGAGUUACGAAACUAACUAUACCCACAGAAAUUUAAUUUUAAGUACCAGAGA